AUGACCACCGCAGUCCGGAACAAGUCAAGUGAAAGGCGCCCUGUCGUCGAGUACGACCACCUCAUGACCGACAAGGACGACUCGGGCGUCGCAAAGUUGACAAACCUCAUUCGCGAGUACGGUUUCGCCUUCGUCGACGGAACCCCUUACGACACCCCGGCCCCGACGCAGCGCGUGCUCGAGAGAAUCGCCUUCAUCCGCGAGACGCACUACGGCGGCUUCUACGACUUCGUCCCGGACCUCGCCAUGGCCGACACGGCCUACACCAACAUUGCCCUGCCGGCGCACACGGACACGACCUAUUUUACGGAUCCGGCCGGCCUGCAGGCCUUCCACAUGCUCUCCCACGAGGCUCCACCAGGACAGCAGUUACCAGAAGACGGCAAGCUCGGAGGCGAAUCGCUCCUCGUGGACGCUUUUUACGCGGCGCAGAUCCUGCAAAAGGAGGACCCGGCCGCCUACGAGAUCCUCUCCAAGGUGCGCCUGCCCUGGCACGCGAGCGGCAAUGAAGGGAUCACCAUCUCUCCCGACAAGCGGUACCCCGUGCUCGAGGUUGACCCGCAGACGCGGACGCUGCACCGGGUGCGGUGGAACAACGACGACCGCGGCGUGGUGCCCUUUACCGACGACGUUUCGCCGACCGAGUGGUACGCGGCGGCCCGCAAGUGGGAUGCCAUUCUCCGGAGAUCCGACGUUGAGUUUUGGUGGCAACUGAAGCCUGGCCAGGUUUUGAUUUUUGACAACUGGCGUGUGAUGCACGGUAGGAGUGCGUUUGAGGGCAGGAGACGCAUCGCCGGUGCCUAUAUCAAUCGUGACGACUUUGUCUCCCGCUGGAGAAAUACAAACUUCCCCCACGAACAGGUCCUGAACCAGGUUGUUGGCUAG
Molecule: messenger RNA, 885 nt
Organism: Colletotrichum fioriniae
Lineage: Eukaryota; Fungi; Ascomycota; Sordariomycetes; Glomerellales; Glomerellaceae
Source: RefSeq, a predicted model, not a curated record